UUCCGUAUACACAGAGCACAGAUGACGCUGCAGUCCGUCCACUAUUCUCUUCCGCCUUCCACAUCGGCUGGAUCUAACGAAACCUCCAACACCGACUGGCCUCAUUUACCAACGCAUUUACUACGGACAAAAAAUGGGUGAAGCUGUCGACACCACGACGCUGUGUCUCUUCGACGUGGACGGGACGCUGACUGCCGCUCGACAGAGGGUGACUCCCGGGAUGGAGGACUUCCUGCAGCGUCUGCGGCGGCGUGUUAGAGUCGGCGUGGUGGGGGGGUCGGACUAUAUCAAGAUCAAAGAACAACUGGGAGACGAUGUGGUAGAGAAGGUGGACUAUCUGUUUGCUGAGAACGGAUUGGUGGCCUAUCAGAAUGGACAGCUGGUAGCAGUACAGAGUAUCCAGGCGUACAUGGGGGAGGAUCUUCUUCAAGACUUCAUCAACUUCUGUCUCAACUACCUGUCCAAGAUUACACUACCCAGGAAGAGGGGGACCUUUAUAGAGUUCCGUAAUGGGAUGUUGAACGUGUCCCCUGUGGGGCGGAGCUGCAGUCAGGAGGAGAGACUGGAGUUCUACCAGCUGGACCAGGUACGGAGGGAUGAUGUCUGUCUGGGUCGUUAGGUUGGAGUUCUACCAGCUGGACCAGGUACGGAGGGAUGAUGUCUGUCUGGGU
Messenger RNA from Salmo salar (Atlantic salmon), 671 nucleotides. NCBI's taxonomy places the organism in Eukaryota, Metazoa, Chordata, Actinopteri, Salmoniformes, Salmonidae. The record is from RefSeq and is a predicted model, not a curated record.